AAAAUGGCGGAGGCAAGUAUCUCGGUGUGCCAGGACCAGUUCAGCUGUUCAAUCUGUCUGGAUUUACUGAAGGAUCCGGUGACUAUUCCCUGUGGACACAGUUACUGUAUGGACUGUAUUAAGGGCUGCUGGGAUCAGGAUGAUCAUACUGGUGUCUACAGCUGUCCCCAGUGGAGACAGAUCUUCACCCCAAGGCCUGUUCUGGGCAGAAACACCAUGCUGGCUGAAGUGGUGGAGAAACUGAAGAAAACGGGACCCCAAGCUGCUCCUCCUGCUCACUGUUACGCUGGACCUGGAGAUGUGGCGUGUGAUUUCUGCACUGGGAGAAAAUGCAAAGCCAUCAAGUGCUGCCUGGUGUGUCUGGCCUCUUACUGCAAAACUCACAUUCAGCCUCACUAUGAAUUUCCUGCCUUUAAGAAGCACAAAAUGAUCCAAGCCAGCAGACAACUAGAGGAGAUGAUCUGCUCUCAUCAUGACAAAGUGAUGGAGGUUUACUGUCGUACUGAUCAGCAGUGUAUCUGUUAUCUGUGUACAAUGGAUGAACACAGAGGCCAUGAUACAGUCUCAGCUACAGCAGAAAGGACUGAGAAACAGAAGCAGCUGGGAGAGACACAGAGGAAAUUCCAGCAGAGAAUCCAGGAGAGAGAGAAGGAGCUGCAGGAUCUGAGACAGGCUGUGGAGUCACUCACGCGCUCUGCACAGGCAGCAGUAGAGGACAGUGAGAAGAUCUUUACUGAGAUGAUCCGCUCCAUUGAGAGAAGGCGCUCUGAGGUGAAAGAGCUGAUCAGAGAUCAGGAGAAGGCUGCAGUGAGUCAGGCUGAAAGACUCCUGAAGCAACUGGAGCAGGAGAUUGCUGAGCUGAGGAGGAGAGAUGCUGAGCUGGAGCAGUUUUCACACACAGAGGAUCACAUCCAUUUCCUCCAGAUUCCUGUCAGCUCACCCUGGACUCCAACACAGCCAAUACAAGACUCUCUCUCCUCGGGAACCAACAAGUCACUGCAGGGGAAGAGCAACACCAUUCUGAUCACCCAGAGAGAUUUACAAGUGUGCCCCAAGUACUGUGCAGAGAGGUGUCUCUGA
Messenger RNA from Megalops cyprinoides (Indo-Pacific tarpon), 1080 nucleotides. RefSeq names its product E3 ubiquitin/ISG15 ligase TRIM25-like. The transcript is spliced from 5 exons. Bases 4 to 1080 code for a protein of 358 amino acids. Gene Ontology annotation, molecular function: zinc ion binding. The record is from RefSeq and is a predicted model, not a curated record. NCBI's taxonomy places the organism in Eukaryota, Metazoa, Chordata, Actinopteri, Elopiformes, Megalopidae.